UUUCAUUUCAAAUUUUAGUAAUAACAAAAAAAAAAAAAAACCUAACGUCGUCACCAUCAUCGCCGGCGUGUUAUCUAAGCAAAAAGACAAACUAAAAAACCCAAUCUCUUCGGAUAUCUGCAAUCUCCUCCAUAUAUACUUCUUUUGUCGGCAUUUCCGAUUGCGGUUGCUUGCUAGGUGCUACCGAGAAUAGGGAGAGCGAGGAGAUGAAGGAACAGGUGUUCGAUGAGGAGGCGGCCAGGUCGCUGGUGAAGGAACUCAGAGUCAACUUUGCAGCCGGCAAGACUCGGAGCUAUGACUGGAGAGUGGCUCAGUUGAAGAGCAUGAUCAAGAUGAUGGAAGAUCACGAACCGGAGAUCGUAGCCGCUCUCCGCGAAGAUCUCUCCAAGCCUGAAAUGGAGUCUUCCAUCUACGAGAUAGCUCUUUUAAAGAACUCAUGUGUUUUGGCACUAAAGGAAUUGAAACACUGGAUGAUGCCGGACAAGGUUAAAACAUCAAUCACAACAUUUCCUUCAUCUGCUGAAAUAGUGUCUGAACCUUUGGGCGUUGUGCUUGUAAUGUCAGCAUGGAAUUAUCCCUUUUUGUUAUCUCUUGAUCCAGUUGUUGGAGCUAUAGCAGCUGGCAAUGCAGUAGUUUUAAAACCAUCAGAAGUUGCUCCUGCCACAUCCUCCUUGCUUUUAAGACUGGUAGGCCAAUGCUUGGAUAGCUCUUGCAUAAGAGUUGUUGAAGGAGCUGUUCCUGAAACAUCGGCCCUACUGCUGCAAAAGUGGGACAAAAUAUUUUAUACAGGCAAUGGAAGAAUUGGAAGAAUUGUGAUGUCAGCUGCUGCAAAGCAUCUUACACCAGUUGUCUUGGAGCUUGGAGGAAAGUGUCCAGUGAUUGUUGACUCAGGCAUCAAUUUGCAAGUCAUGGCUAGGCGGAUAAUUAUGGGCAAGUGGGGAUGCAAUAACGGACAAGCAUGCAUAUCUCCUGAUUACAUUAUAACAACUAUGGAUUAUGCUCCAAAAUUGGUAGAUGUUUUGAAACAUGAACUGGAGCAAUUUUAUGGAAAGAGUCCUUUGGAAUCAAAAGAUAUCUCUCGCAUUGUCAAUUCUAAUCACUUUGCUCGCUUGACAAAUCUGUUAGAUGAUGAGAAGGUUUCUGGUAAGAUCAUCCAUGGAGGUGAAAGAGACAAAACAAACUUGAAGAUUGCUCCCACUAUCUUGCUUGAUGUCCCAAGAGACUCUCUGAUCAUGAAUGAAGAGAUAUUUGGCCCAUUACUUCCAAUUCUUAUAGUUGACAAAGUGGAAGACAGUUUUAAUGUCAUAAAUUCUUCAGGAUCAAAGCCACUUGCAGCAUAUUUAUUCAGUAACAAGAAGGAGCUGAAAGAGCAGUUUGUGAAAACUGUCUCUGCAGGGGGUUUGGUGGUCAAUGACACUACUCUACAUCUUGCUGUGCACACUUUACCUUUUGGAGGUGUUGGGGAGAGUGGAAUGGGUGCAUACCAUGGCAAAUUCUCCUUCGAUGCUUUUAGCCAUAAGAAAGCAGUUCUUUACCGCAGUUUCGUUGGUGAUGCACCUUUGAGAUACCCACCAUAUACAAGCAAAAAGCUAAAAUUGAUGAAAGCUCUUCUUGGUGGUAGUCUAUUUGGCAUAAUCCGUGCUUUGCUGGGAUGGUCUUAGGGCUUAAAAGAUAAUGAAUUUGGAAAGUUGUUAUUUAUGAUUGUAACUUAAGAUGUAUUUAUUUUCAUUUUCAUGAAGGUUGAUUGAAUUUAAGCAUGGAAGUGCAACAUGCAGAUAAAGUUAAUAUAUUUUU
Molecule: messenger RNA, 1794 nt
Organism: Rubroshorea leprosula
Lineage: Eukaryota; Viridiplantae; Streptophyta; Magnoliopsida; Malvales; Dipterocarpaceae
Source: the annotation of a GenBank genome assembly